Messenger RNA from Dioszegia hungarica, 1572 nucleotides. Its product is annotated as general substrate transporter. Gene Ontology annotation, cellular component: membrane. The record is from RefSeq and is a predicted model, not a curated record. Gene Ontology annotation, biological process: carbohydrate transport; transmembrane transport. Bases 1 to 1572 code for a protein of 523 amino acids. NCBI's taxonomy places the organism in Eukaryota, Fungi, Basidiomycota, Tremellomycetes, Tremellales, Bulleribasidiaceae. The transcript is spliced from 12 exons. Gene Ontology annotation, molecular function: carbohydrate:proton symporter activity.
AUGGGAUGGAAAGAAGACUGGAAGGGCGUCACGCCUAUGUUACUCUUCGCUGUCCUCGCUUUCGCAUGGGGUGAUAUCUUGUUCGGAAUAGAUACAGCAGCGUUCUCCGCGCUCCAGGUGCUUCCAGCAUGGCUCCAGUCUUUCGGCGACUUCAACGCCGUGACAGGUGUCUACUCGUCUCCAACUUCUCGGACCUCGCUCAUGAAUGCUCUCGUCUUCAUCGGAAGUUUCAUCGGCUGCGCGCUGUUCGAGCCGAUAUGUGAUCGAUUCGGGUACAAGAAGACCAUCUUACUCGCAGGUGUCAUUCAGGCUGUGGCCGUCAUCGUCGAGAUGACGGCCAAGGACUGGAUCACCUUCACCAUCGGCCGAAUCAUCGCCUACAUCGGUGUCGGUCUCGUCGAGAAUGCUACCCCCGGGUACUGCUCCGAAGUCUCGCCUGCGCCAAUCCGCGGCUUCAUGUCUGGAUCCAUGACCGUCCUCGUCACCUUGGGCAACACGAUCGGUGUGGCGAUGACUCUGCCGUUCGUCAACGAGACUCGACCCCUUGGAUGGCUCAUCCCGGUCUCGAUUCAGUUCCUCCCCGCCCUCGGUAUCAUCCUCAUGGUCCCCUUCUGCCCCGAAUCUCCUCGAUGGCUAGUCGGCAAAGGACGCAGCGAGGAGGCGCUUAUCUCGCUCAACAAGCUGCGCUCCAAGGAGGAUAUUGACUCGGGUCUGACCGCGGUGGAGAUUGAGGAGAUCGUCUAUGCUGUCGAGCAGAGUAAGGAGUCGGAGAAGGGGCGAUGGAUCGAUCUGUUCAACAGGACAUACCGCUACCGUACUUUCAUUGUCGUCUCCCUGUUCUUCUUCUACGAGACCACCGGCGGGCAAUUCGUGAACGUCUAUGGCCCGACCUUCUACCGCCAGCUCGGACUCGGCACCAAGGUCUUUGUCUACUCAACCAUCGGCCAAGCGGUCGGUGUCGUCACGUCCAUCAUCGGUAUUCUCGUCAUUGACAAAAUUGGUCGUCGUCCACCCGUCAUCACCGGUGCCGUUCUCCUCUUCGUCUGUAACAUCCUUAUCGGAUCUCUCGGGCCCAAGACACCAAACAUCUCGCAGACGGAGCAGGGAGUAGUUAUCGCUUCGAUCAUCCUGCUGCUUUCAGGUUUGAAGCUGUCUUUCCAGUCGUGCGGAUUCCUCUUGACAUCCGAAAUUGGCGGGAACCGGAUGCGGAAGAAGUUUAUGGGCUUCGGUACCGCCGCAGACGUCAUCUUCCGCUUCGUCUUUAUCCUCAUCGUCCCCUACUUCCUCAACGACCCGCUCUACAUGGGCGCUCGCUUUGCCUUCGUCAUGGCUGUUCUCGCUGCCAUUUCGGUCGUUUUCGUGGUGCUCUGCGUGCCCGAGACGAAAGGAAAACAGCUUGAGGAGAUGAAUGAGCUCUUUGCUAUGAACAUCUGGCCUUGGGAGUGGCAAAAAACCGAGACCGAGGUCCGUCGGCAGUGGCUCGCGGAUGUGGAGUCUCGAGCGAACGGGACGUACGUCGGCAGGCAGAAGGAGAAGGACGAGGGGGAUGUAGAACAUAUGGAGGUGGUGUAA